CACAGCUUGAGGUAGCUCCACUCCUACGUACUGUUACAAUAAACAGUUUCUGAGAUUAUCAAUAUUGGGUUUGGAUUAGUUUCUCCAACAGCUUCUCCAAUUUCAAGAUUUAAGAACACGAUUAAACCUACUUCUCCUACUUAGGUUCACUUCAUAUUUAGAUUCAAGUACUGCAUCUAAUUAUUUUCUCCACCUCACCUCUCCCUAGAUUUAGUGUGUUACUUCAAGGUCAAGGUUUAGAAAGAAGUGAGAGGAGGAAGAUGGACGAGAAGAAUGAUGUUGACAAGAUUGAUGAUGUGAUGUUGCCUGGAUUUCGGUUUCAUCCAACUGAUGAAGAGCUAGUUGGGUUCUAUCUCAAAAGAAAGAUACAGCAGCGAUCUCUUCCUAUUGAGCUGAUUAAGCAAGUUGAUAUUUAUAAAUAUGAUCCCUGGGAUCUUCCAAAGCUGGCAACUACAGGGGAGAAAGAGUUGUACUUUUACUGCCCAAGGGACCGUAAAUACAGGAACAGUGCAAGGCCAAAUCGAGUUACGGGAGCUGGGUUUUGGAAGGCGACUGGAACAGACCGUCCCAUUUAUUCCUCUGAUGGCAGCAAGUGCAUAGGUUUGAAGAAGUCUCUGGUGUUCUACAGAGGGAGAGCAGCUAAAGGGAUCAAAACUGACUGGAUGAUGCACGAGUUUCGGCUACCUUCUCUUACGGAACCAUCACCACCAAAGAAGCUCCUAGACAAAAGCCUUCCUGCAAAUGAUGCGUGGGCUAUUUGUAGGAUAUUCAAGAAAACCAAUUCCAUGGCACAAAGAGCUCUUUCUCACUCUUGGGUCUCUCCAUUACCAGACACUACUGCUUCUGAUUUAUUUGCUCAAGGGGCACAAUUCCCUCAGCUCUGUUCAGAGAACAUGUCUUGCGUAACUGAAAUAGGAUCAAGUUUCCAUAUAGGCUCCAGUAGUGACUUUCAGCAGGCCUCUUCUGCUAGUUUCUCUGUUCUAGACAUACCCUCUUACAAACCUAUUAAUCCCGCAGUCUAUAAAUCAUAUCUAUGCCCUGUAUCAAAUGGUGACCUUUCCAACAACUUCUUAUGUUCACAACUCGAUAUUUCUGGUCCCAUAAAGGCUACAGAUGAUGCUCAUUCCAUGCUCUUGAACCCUGCCUUGAUAGGUGAAGCAGGUAAAACUUCUGAGAGCAUAGAAUAUGAAGGGUCACAGCAGCAGUUCAAUGGAUUCUCGAUCAAUUUGCUACAAGAAAUGCAAGCUAAUACGGGUACAGGAGAUGAUGAGGCAGGUUUUAGGAAGAAUCGAAGUUCAAUUCAUGAAAAUAACCUGGUGGGGACUAUUCGAUCGAUUGGAUUUCCCUUCGGCUUGCCUUCACACUUGGCUGAUGCGUGGAAGUCUAAUCUGGUAUGGGAUUCACCAUCCUGCCUCAGAGAGAUGUCCGCCACUUAUUCCACAAACAAAUGUAAUACUUAAAUCCUCUAAUAAUACGCGGAAGAAUUAUGGGAUUUAGGUAGCAUUUUUAAUUUCUCUAGAAUAGUUUCCAAAUAUAUUCAGGCUCUGAAUGAUUAGUGGAACUAAUAGCUAGCCUCAGAAAUGUAUCUUGUGUUCUUGUUUACUGUACAGUUUUCAUAUUUUCCAAGUAUACAACUCUAGGCUAAUAAAUUUAUCUUAUUUUA
This is a messenger RNA of Populus euphratica (Euphrates poplar), 1663 nucleotides long. Its product is annotated as protein FEZ-like. The record is from RefSeq and is a predicted model, not a curated record. Gene Ontology annotation, molecular function: DNA binding. The transcript has 3 exons. Bases 261 to 1460 code for a protein of 399 amino acids. Lineage: Eukaryota; Viridiplantae; Streptophyta; Magnoliopsida; Malpighiales; Salicaceae. Gene Ontology annotation, biological process: regulation of DNA-templated transcription.